This is a messenger RNA of Salvelinus fontinalis (brook trout), 5531 nucleotides long. It is a transcript of the gene tmtops2b, whose product is annotated as teleost multiple tissue opsin 2b. The transcript has 4 exons. The coding region runs from base 1031 to 2173 and encodes 380 amino acids. Gene Ontology annotation, biological process: visual perception; G protein-coupled receptor signaling pathway. The record is from RefSeq and is a predicted model, not a curated record. Gene Ontology annotation, molecular function: G protein-coupled receptor activity. Gene Ontology annotation, cellular component: membrane; photoreceptor outer segment. NCBI's taxonomy places the organism in Eukaryota, Metazoa, Chordata, Actinopteri, Salmoniformes, Salmonidae.
GAUCGGCUUUGUAUUGCAGAGCUCUGACGGCUAGGGUUCGAUGCCAGUCGAUUACUCGAGCAGGACAAUUCUCUCUCUCUCGUGACGUAAAAUCUGGCUAUAACAAUCUGCACUGUACUUGGAACCGAGGACUCUCAGGCUCGCGCGCUCUCACUGAUCACUAAAUUCAACAGUAGCAAAGUAGCGCGGUACACAAUAACUGAAGAUGGGAUUUAGAUCACAAAGACAAAAGAGAGACAACUUUUACAGUCGCCUGGCCAUUGAAUCAAAAAAUGGAAAUGGUAUACUCUCUUGAACAAAAACAUAAUACUGUAGGCUAAAUCUAAAAGUAUUUGGCAAGAAAUCUGCCAAAUUAAGAUAAAUGGUUAAUGCACUCUUAAUGUAUGUCGGUCAGCAAUAAUAUCAUGAACAAUAAUUAAUAAUGUAUUUUAGUAAUUUCCUAGCAAUUGGGAACAGUGUGUGAAACACGUUACGCACCCACCCUGUGACAUUCGAGAUUUGUGAAUGAACGGUGAAGCCCGCGCGUAACGGCGAUGGACACCCGGGACGAGCCUCGCUGCACACCGCGGGAUUGCCUUGCACCAUCGCCACGCAGUUGAGAUAUCACCUCCUCCAAUCUUCAAUAGAUUUGAUGGGACACAGUAUCACCACAAGUAUGUUGUGAGCCUGCACUUGUAAGGACGUUAUUUGGAAAACACUUUUUUCCCCAAGUGAAGCUCAAAGCUAGAGAAAACUACCGCCGGCGCAGUAGUCUAGUGGAUAUGUUUUUAACGUAACAUAAAAUUGUACCGAUGGAAAGUAAGAGUAAUAUUUCACCGUGAUUAACGUCGUGGAUUAACGCGACAAGCUGUAGACUAGUCUAUUAAACGGAGGUCUGGACAUUCUGUGAAGCGCUGACAUGGGGGGCGAGAGAUAGAGAGAGACAUGGCCAGGUAAUGAUGGUAUGAGCUCCGCGCGCACUGCAUGCCCCAACUCAGCCAAACUUCUCCCGACCUGAGUAAUAUGAGCGUUCGUGUGAACAUCAUCCAGGAUGUUUUCUGAUCUGGCUGGCCUCAACUACACCUACAACGUGAGCGACGACCCGUUCAGUUUCCUGGACCGGGAAUGGCGCGACACACCGAAAGAGACUCUGUCCAGGACUGGCUUCAUCGUGCUCUCUGUGUUCCUGGGCUUGAUAAUGAUCUUCGGCUUCCUCAACAACUUCGUCGUACUGCUUCUCUUCUGCAAGUUUAAAACUCUGCGUACUCCGGUCAACAUGCUCCUGCUCAACAUCAGCGUGAGCGACAUGCUGGUGUGCAUGUUCGGCACCACGCUCAGCUUCACCUCCAGUAUCAAGGGAAAGUGGCUCCUGGGCCGCCACGGCUGCUUGUGGUAUGGCUUCAUCAACUCCUGCUUCGGUAUCGUGUCGUUGAUCUCCCUGGUGGUCCUGUCCUACGACCGCUACAGUACCCUGACCGUGUACAACAAGCGUGGUCCCGACUACCGCAAGCCCCUGCUAGCCGUGGGGGGCUCCUGGCUGUACUCCCUGAUCUGGACGGUGCCCCCCCUGCUAGGCUGGAGUAGCUACGACCUGGAAGGGGCCGGCACCAGCUGCUCCGUGUCCUGGACCCUGAGGACAGCUGAGUCCCACGCCUACAUCAUCUGUCUGUUCGUCUUCUGCCUGGGCCUGCCCAUCGUCAUCAUGGUCUACUGCUACUGUCGGCUGCUGUGGGCCAUCAAACAGGUGGGUAAGAUCCGUAAGACUGCGGCGCGGCGGAGAGAGCACCACAUCCUGUUUAUGGUGCUGACCACAGUGGUGUGUUAUAUACUGUGCUGGAUGCCCUAUGGCGUGGUAGCCAUGAUGGCCACAUUCGGCCGGCCUGGCAUCAUCACUCCCGUGGCCGCCGUGGUGCCCUCCCUUCUGGCCAAGAGCAGCACCGUCAUCAACCCCAUCAUCUACAUCCUCAUGAACAAACAGUUCUACAGGUGUUUCCUGAUCCUGUUCCGGUGUGAACGGCGCUCCACGGAGAACGGCCUCUCCUCCAUGCCCUCCAAGACCACCGCCAUCCAGCUCAACCGGCGUGUCUACAGCAACACGGUGGCGUGCACCGCCCGGAUCUCCACUGGUAUCCACAACCAUGGCUGCAGCACCCCGGCCACUGAGCGCAACAACCCUCCCGAGGUCACUUCCUGAGCAGGCACGCCGGGAAGACCAACGGGGAAGAGUGAAUGAUGACCGUUGGAUGAUGAUGAUAAAGUAGCUAGCUAGCUGAGCGGUGCAUUGUGCAAACCAAUAGACCAUCACGACGUGAACGCUCCAAGCCCCAUGCAUAAAACCUCUCGGGGGUCUCUCCUCUGCUCGUGCCCAGCCACUUCGAUUUGUUUACUGAUCGCUGUGUUUACCUGUGCAUGUGAAAUUGCAUGUGAAGUUGUCCAUGUGUGUGCAAGAGAAAGUAAGUUUAUGUGAGUGUAUGGGGGAUGGGGCAGAGGCUGUAAUAUAGUGAGCAUGUGUCCUGCAUGCAUAAGAGGAAGUGUGUGUAUCUUUGUGUAUGUGUGUGCAUGUGUGUGUAUGAAUUCUGUGUCUGCGUAUGAAUUCUGUGUAUGUGUGUGUGUAUGAAUUAUGUGUAUAUAAAUUAUGUGUAUGUGUGUAUGAAUUCUGUGUAUAUGUGUGUGUGUAUGAAUUCUGUGCGUGUGUAUGAAUUGUGUGUGUGUGAAUUAUGUGUGUAUGAAUUGUGUGUGUGUAUGAAGUAUCUGUGUGUGUGUAUGGAUUCUCUGUGUGGGUGUGUAUAACUUCUGUGUGUGUGUGUGUGUGUGUAUUCUGUGUGUGUGUGUGUGUGUGUGUGUAUGUAUGAAUUCUAUGUACUGUAUGUGUGUGAAUUAUGUGUGUGUAUGAAUUGUAUGUGUGUGAGUAUGAAUUGUGUGUGUGUAUGACUUGUGUGUGUGUGUGAAUUAUGCGUGUGUGUGUAUGAAUUAUCUGUGUGUGUGUGUAUGGAUUCUCUGUGUGUGUGUGUGUGUGUGUGUGUGUGUGUGUGUGUGUAUGGAUUCUGUGUAUGUGUGUGUAUGAAUUCUGUGUGUGUGUGUGUGCGUGUGUAUAGAUUCUGUGUAUGUGGGUGUAGGAAUUCUGUGUGUGUGUGUGUGUGUGUGUGUAUGAAUUCUAUGUACUGUAUGUGUGGGUAUGAAUUGUGUGUGUGUGAUUUAUGCGUGUGUGUGUGUAUGCAUUAUGUGUGUGUGUGUGUGUGUGUGUGUGUGUGUAUGGAUUCUCUCUGUGUGUGUGUGUGUGUGUGUGUGUGUGUGUGUGUAUGAAUUCUGUGUGUGUGUGUGUACCAUUUGAUGUCACUCUGCUCUAUUGACAGUCUGCUUGUCUUGGUGUAAAUACCAUCGCUCAACACACUGGCAAACCACAAAACACACAGCACCGCCCAAGUGAAAAGGUGUAUCUCUGUCACAUUUCAACCCCCCUCACACACACACACUCCGACCCCACGCCUCGAACACACACACACACACACACACACACACACACACACACACACACACACACAGAGAGAAUUCACACACACACACACACACACAGAAUUCACACACACACACAGCCAGUGCUUAUCCUACUCCCAGCCUCCGUGCUGUCCAAACUGUGAAGACUGAUGAGAGAGUUUGAGGCUGCGUCUCAAAUUGCACCCUAUUCCCCAAAGUAGUGCACUACAUAAGGCUCUGGAAAGAAGGGGAAUAAGAUGCAGCCACUGACUAAAGUGCAAUAAGCUAUGGAAUAUGCCAGCAGCCUACCACCCUGCAUACCACUGCCAGCUUGCUUCUGAAGCUAAGCAGGGUUGGUCCUGGUCAGUCCCUGGAUGGGAGACCAGAUGCUGCUGGAAGUGGUGUUGGAGGGCCAGUAGGAGGCACUCUUUCCUCUGGUCUAAAAAUAAAUAAAUAUCCCAAUGCCCCAGGGCAGUGAUUGGGGACACUGCCCUGUGUAGGGUGCCGUCUUUCGGAUGGGACGUUAAACGGGUGUCCUGACUCUCUGAGGUCAUUAAAGAUCCCAUGGCACUUAUCGUAAGAGUAGGGGUGUUAACCCCGGUGUCCUGGCUAAAUUCCCAAUCUGGCACUCAAACCAUCAUGGUCACCUAAAAGUCCCCAGUUUACAAUUGGCUCAUUCAUCCCCCUCCUCUCCCCUGUAACUAUUCCCCAGGUUGUUGCUGCAAAUGAGAAUGUGUUCUCAGUCAACAUAACGGUAAAAUAAAUAUAUUAGGUAUAUUAUAUUGGGAUAUCCGGUAAAGGCUACAAAGGCUGAACGUUUAUCAAGAGAACAAAGACUACUUUCUACAGGAGAUAGAUCAGUUCAGCUCAGAAGGAUACUGGUGAUCUUGAACUUUUCUAUUGAGGAACAACAUGGAUUUCAAAUACGGGGAAUGGGACUUUGCCGGACCUGCCAGCAUUUGAUUGGGGAGAAUUGGCUUUCAAUUCAUUAAUUCAUGUGUGACGUUUGCCCCCAUCCUCCACGUCUUGUGCCACCCCCCGCCCCCGUUCAUACAAAGAAAGUGCUGAAUUCAGUCUCUCUGUGUUUCUUGUGUGAUUUGUUGUUUCACUGGUCUACUGAGCAAUCCAAACUGACCUAAUUACCUAAAGAAUAUGUAAUAUCACAUUGCAAUACAACACCACAUCACUGGAAACAAUAACAUCUUUGAGACACCGUUCCCCCCAAAUGGGACUACCGUAUACCUAAACACCCCAAAUCCCACUGCAACACAAAAUACCGCCCUGUAACAGUUAUGCAUGCCUAAUCUAUUCAGAAAUAACUUGUCUUAAGAGGUCGGGAGAAGGGGAGUGUGCGGAGUUACAGCAGAAGACACGUCAACUUCCUGUGGCUAUCAAAAACUCACUGGAGUCUGCAUUACCUACUCCCUCCCCCACACACACACACACCUCUUCCUAUGGUCAUAAUUGCUGUAUCUAGGGAAUAGAAAAUUGCACAUGAUGCCAACCCCCCCACCCUUAUGUCAUUGGCAUGGCGACUGGACCCCGAGGUGACAGGAGGAGUGUAAUAUAAUUACAUUGUUCUGAUGACAACGUUUGAGUGGUGCUAUAGGACGGGUCCUGUAUGGCUUUUUUAUAAUAUUACAAUAAAAUGACUCCAGGCACUCUAUUACACAACAUAGAGAGACUGGCCGCAUCGCAGACUCUCUAACGUUAACAUUAGAACCACAGAGCCGGCUUUAUAGAACACUUGUGUAAGUGUGUGUUUUUGAGUGUGUGCGUAAUGUGUGUAUGCACGUGCACUUGUACGUGUGUAUGUGCGUGUAUGCAUGUGUGUGCAUACAUAAUCUCACCUAUAAACCCAGAGGAGGGUGGGUUGGGCUGGAUGGUCUCCUGGGUGUUGCCCUGGAUCACGUCCCAGAGAUGCCACACAUAUUUGGGGUGUAGGACGUAGAAGGGCUGGGUGGGGUGGAGCCUCCGGUGCUCCACGUAAGGCCUGAACAGGUUAUAGUCUGGACUGGCAUACCACUGUUUGAGAGCACGAGAGAGAGGGGAAAGAGAGUGUGAGGGAGAAAGAUAGA